AUGUUCAAGGCUCUGAUGGGCAGUCGGUCAUCGUCGUCCACCGACGUGCGCUCCAAGAGCCGGCGCAAGACCGACAACUCCGACGCCAAAUCGACCUCAAGUCGCAAAUCCUCACGGGGUGACGACCGUGACCGCGGCCUGGGUGAUUUGUCCUCGUACUCACCAUCGGGCUCCCGCAGUAAGCGUGGGCCGUCUAGCAUAGCCGGCGACUCCAUCGCUUCCAGCUAUGUGACCGCAGAACCGGAAGCCAUUGAUGAUUCCGGUCGCUAUAUCAUUGAGCGCACCCCCAAACGCAGAGACAGUGACCGGGAUAGCAAGAGUUCUCGCCGCCGCGAACGCGACCGAUCCGUGAGUCCAGAUCGGGAGAGGAGAAGAAGCCGACGGGCGACGGAAGAUACUCUGGAUGAUGACUUGGAUCUGGAGCGGGAGCGCGACCGCCGUGAGCGUCGUCGCACCCAGUCUGGGGACCCUUAUGUGCCUCCGGUCUCUAUGAGCAUGCCGCCUAGCGCCCCCGCCGUACAGUUUGCCACCGACAUUGCGGCACCAGGCUUCUCACAGUUUCCCAUGCAAUAUGACACUGGCAUGCCUCCUACCGGCCAUUCACCAGAGCAUGAGGUGCCUUAUGAUCCUCAUGUCCAGCAACAAUUCCCGGGUCAAUUCCCAGAGGGUGUUGCGCAGCCGUACCUGCCGAUGAAUCCUGCCGGCGCUGCGGCAGACUACUACGGUGACCAAGGUCAGUCUGUAGAGAUGCAGCCCGGUGUUCGCCCGGCGCCUCCAUCUGUGCUCCCCAACACUCAAGCACACUUGAUGGCCGCAUCUCCCACGGCCAAUCCUCCCCCAGAGCCCAGUAGCAUGGGUCAGACUGGUGCGGCGGCGGCUUAUUUUGAGGAUGAUUUCCAUGUCCCUGCGCAACCCGCGAAGCCUCCGUCGGCGUCUUCAUCCAGGCCUCCCAAACCCUCGAAUCCUUCGAAACCUAGCAAGCCUUCUUCAUCGAGCGUGCUUCCUGCUGCAGCUGUUGGAGCCGCUACCUAUGGGAUUAGUGGCAUGAUGUCUCACUCUCACAACGAUCAACACUCUUCGUCUGAGGUGCAUCACUCUAGCUCUUACAACCAGCCAAUGGCCCAACCUAUGAGCCAACCUAUGAGCCAGCCAAUGACCCAGCCGAUGGCAAGCAGCAGCCACAAGCCUACACACAAGCCUCCUCACUCGCACAGCUUCAGCGAAGGAGUCGGCCUCGCAGCUGCUGGUGGUGCGGCUGGAUACAUGAUGGGUCACCAUCAUCACUCCUCGAGCCCGGAGCACGCUUCGCAAUACAGCUUCCAGAACUACGAGGGCUCGUCUCAAGCUGGUAUCCCACCAUAUGCCCCCGGUUAUCCCAACCACAACCACAACCACGCCCUAUAUGCUGCAGGUGCAGCAGGAUACGCUUCCAAUGCUGCUCAUAACCCCGGAUUCUAUCCUCAUGGCCCCGGUGCGCUUGCUCUCCAAGAGCGCCAACGUGGGCCCCUCGGACGGUUCGUUGAUUUCUGGCGGGAUCCCGAGGCCGUUGGAAGAUUCGAGGACUACACGGAGACAAUUGGCGUUUGCAAGUACUGUUUCCAGCCCGGAACGAGCUCCCUGGAUGCACCUCGCAAGCAUCACUAUGGCAGACGUCGCCGGCACUCCGCUGAUCGACACAGCAGUGCCAGCUCGUCUAGAGUGAGCAAGGUCAGCCGUUACCAGUCAUCUGAAGACGAAGGCCGCCGACGUAACAAGUCCAAGAAGUCCUCGUCAUGGCUGCCUGGCAUGCUGGCUGGCUAUGCGACCAAGUCACUCUUCUCGAACAAGGAGUUUGAUGAUUCGUACAGCAUCCGCUCUGGCCGAGUAGCUUCCUCUCAUGACGAAGAUGACCGCAGGAGCUACACUUCUCGUGGCGUGACUCGCCGUUCUGGUCGCAGUCCCCAGAGAGAUUACCAAUCGGACAGUAAACGCCCAUCCGGAUACUCGAGACGGACACGCUCCCGAUCCCGUUCUUCAUCCCGUUCUGAGCGCCAUUCAUUCUUGAAGGAGGCUGCCCUGGGUGCUGCAGUUGGUGGAGCUGCGUUGGCUGUUACCAAGUCGCGUAACCGCUCCCGCAGCCGGUCUCCUGGAAGAGAUCAACGUCGCAAGGAUUCAUCCUCUUCAUCGUCCUUUGUCAACGUCUCUCGCCCCUCGAAGAAGUCUGUCGCCGGUGGUAUCGGCUCUUUCUUCACUUCCUCAUCGGAGAACCGGAAGAAGCGUCAGAGCAAGAAGCGCAGUGGUUUCUUCUCCUUCAAAGGUGGUUCGUCAUCUUCUUCGCUUGAUAACGAUCUUGCCUUUGGAGAUGGGUUUUCCAAGAAGUCUUCUAAGCUCAAGAAGAAGGACAAGAAGGGCAAAGAUGUCGAUGCCGCUUUGGUAGGACUUGGUGCUACUGCAGCUCGCCUGGCUGGCUCCUCGCCUAAUGGUCCUAGCCGCAGUGCAGGCCAGAUAUACACCAAAUCCCGUCAUUCAAACUACGCUUCCUCUGCCAACGACGACGAGUGGAUCGAUGAAUCCGAGGACCAGUCUGCCUCAAGUGUCAGCUCCGCGCUAGCAUUCGGAGCAAGUAGCGCUGAUUCAUCCUCCGACUCAAGCAGUCGUUGGGGCUGGCGAUGGGGCAGCAAGAAGGACAAAAAGAAGAAAGACAAGAAGUCCAGUCCCACCAACGCUGCACUCGCAAUUGGUGCUGGUGCUCUCGGAGCCGCUGCCAUUUCUUCUGCUCGUCACCGUGAUAGCGAGCCCCCAAGCAGCUCUGGCAGUCUCCAGCAAGUCUAUCCGAUGCCCACUUCUGACCCAUCUCGCUUCGAUGUUGCCAAGAUGUCUCCUUCUGUGUCUGGUGGCCACCCGGCCCUCGUCCGUCCUGGACCUAUUCCCCUCCAGCAGCCGCAGCCUGUCACCCCUGUCUCGCAAGCCGUGUACACUACCCAAGGAGGUCUGCCAGGAUCGACCCCUGCCUACAGUGCACCAGCUGUUCCUCCUGCCUUUGCCGCGAACGGAUUUGGACCACAUGACGCUCAGCUCCACGACUCUCGGGAUGCCAUAUGGGCCCCCGAAGUUCCACAAUCCGAAGGUCGCAGACCCCAUCGACGCAGCGACUCCUUCCCUGUUUUCCCUACUCAGGAAACUGCUUCUGGCUUGAAGCGCCGGUCAACCACCAAGGACCAGGCUUCCGUUCAAUUCAACUUGACGGAGGAGCAAGCAGAAAGGGAACGCCGCCUUGAUCGCCGUGACCGGAACUCCCGAGAUGAUUUUGUCGACCCGCAACCUCUUCAAUUGCUCGAUAGAGAGGACGAAGAUCGCCAGGAGAUCGAACGUCUUGUUCGUCGCCGCAGGGAGCGAGAGGAAGAAGAUCGCCUGGAGGCUGAACGUCUUGACCGUCGUCGCAAGGAGCGCGAGGAUGAGAAGCGCCAAUACACCACUGAAAGGGAGAAGGACUCCUCAGCUUGGGUUGGAGUAGCCGCUGCUGGAGCUCUUGGCGCUGCCGCUGCUAGUACCGUUCUUUCUCGCAAGACGGACGACGAUGAAGCCUCUGAAGCCAGCCUGCGACGCAAUGAACGCCGGGAGAAACGCCGUGCUGAGCGUCGCCGUGAUGGUGACAUUGAUGCCGAGUCUUCACUUGUGUCAAGGUUCGAGCCUGUUCAGCCUAUUGAAGAAGCGCCAGCGGUGGAACACCGCGAAGAGAAGAAGCCACGCUCUCCUCGCCGUGCUUCUCCUCGCCAACCCCAAGUUUACGAAGAUUACGCAGAGUUCUUCGCUCCCGAAGAGCUACGACACAGCCCUGAUGACCAGAAGCGUAGCGGCUCUGGCGGUAUGCCCACGAUUGUGGAAAUUGAGCCCGCCAGUGAGCGCCGUGCUCGCGACGAAAUUCCACGCGAAGAGCCGGACUAUUCGCACGAGCCUUACAAAAAUGUUGACCACCUCCCAUGGCCAGUUCCCCGCCUCAACUUCAUUGAGCCGACUCCUCCCCAGAGCAUAAAUGGUGGAUCCGUUCGCGAUGCUACUUCCCCCAUUGAACCACCUGUAGAUACAUCAUCCUAUGAUACCAAGCCUCGAGAACGAUCAACCACUGGCUCCCGCGUCUCCUGGGGCGACGACAAGACCCAUGAAUACGAGAUCCCAUCUUCUUCCGAAAAGGAUCCCCUGGAGCAUGACGUCUCUCCUUAUGAGGAGGUCUCUCCCAAGGAUGUCCCACUGCCUGUGUCUGAGAUCAGUUCCACCAGGGAGAUUGCUAGCAAGCCCGAAUACGGAAACGACAUCGAAUUCGCCGCCACCGUUGCUGCCGCGACCGCCGCUGCUGGAUUUGAUCCCGCUAUGAUUACCGAUGACCCAUCCUACCAUACCCGCACUUCUCCCCCUGGAUCAGAGGAUGAAGGACGUUUCAAUUCAUCCUGGGUGACAUCAGCCCGCAAGGAGCCCCACGGCUUCGUUCAAGAGUCCUUCUCGAAGAAUAACGAUAUUUCCUUGGGACGCCGUGACAAGUCCUCGAUUGCCCAGGAGGUUCUUGAGCGGUUGAACGGCAAGCGUGAUAAGCAAGAUCAACCUAGUUCUCCGGAGCGUGAUGUUGAUAUUGAUGCCUUUUCCAUGCCUGGUGGCUUUGAUGCUGCUGAUUCGAAAGACCUCGUUAAUUCCCGUGAUGAAAGAUCUGUCUUCUCUGCCCCUGGCCCUGUUACUCAAGUACCCGAGUCGCCGACUCAGUCCAAGAAAUCCAAGUCCAAGAAGAAGUCUAGAAAGAGUGUUGAUGCCUUCGAGAUUGAGACAAAGGAACGUGAACCGGAACCAGAACCAGUGCGUCAGUCUGAGCGGGUGCCAGAGUCUGUGCGUGAGCCCGAGCCCGAGAUCAUCGAGGUUCAAGACGAAAACCGCUCUAUUGUUUCUGCCCCCGCUACCAAAGACGAGAAAUCCAAGUCUAGAAGAUCCAAACGCAGCGGUGAUGACUUCGAUAUCGCCCCAUUGCAGGACGUUACUGAGUCUCGCGAUGACACCCGCUCUGUCUUCUCUGUGCCUGUCACGAAGGAUGAAACAUCCAAAUCACGGAAGUCUCGAGGCAGCGGUGAUGAUUUCGACAUCUACAGAUCGCGAGAAGUGCCUGACUCCGGAGAGCCUUCUCCCCCUGUCACUGCUGCUCCCGUAUCCAAAGAUUACGGGUCUCCCAGAUCCAAGACAUCCAGACGAAGCGGCGAUGACUUAGAAAUUGUCUCAUCCCGAGAUAUUUCCGAGUCUCGUGAUGAUGGAUCUGUCUUCUCUUCCCCUGCCACCAAGGAUGAGACCAGCAAGUCUGGGAGAUCUAGACGAAGUGGUGACGACUUUGAAAUUUCUCGUUCGCGCGAUGCGGCUGAGUCUCGGGAUGAUACUCGCUCUGUGUUCUCUGUUCCGGCUACCAAGGAUGAGACCAGCAAGUCAACGCGGUCUCGACGCAGCGGCGAUGACUUUGACAUUUUCCGCUCUCGCGACCCAUCUGAAUCUCGUUCCGUUACGUCGGAGUCGGCUAGACAUAGGACAUCGCGCCGAAGCGGCGACGAUUACGUCUCCCGAUCACGCGACGUUUCUGAGUCCCGGUCUGUUGCUUCUGAGUCUUCUAGACACAGAAAGUCUCGCAGAAGUGGUGAUGACUUUGAUCCUCCCCGUGACACUGAAACCCCUCCGCCCGAAGACGGAGAGGACGGCGAGGAGAAGAAGAAACGCCGGAAGCGCCACUCCAGACAUGGCAGCGACACAUUCUCCAUUGAUGACGAUGCUCGUUCUGCUGUCACAGAUCUUGCGGACGACAGGUCUGAGCGCCGCAAGCACCGUCAUCGCUCCUCGCGCGACAGCAACUUCGAUGAUACUGCCUCUGUAACGUCUUCUCCUGCAAGGAUUAGCGAGUCCCGCGAGAGACGUAAGGCCAAGGAUGAAGAAAAGGAGAAGAAGCCGGGUGGCUUCUUGAGAAGCAUCUUUGGCUCGCAGGUCUCAGCUCCCGCGGAGCGUACCCGCUCAUCCUCGCUGGAUAAGCGUUCCUCCCGCGAAGCCCUGUCUGAGGCUGGUGUCGAUGAUGAGCGCCGUCGCCGCAAGAAGCGUUCCUCUAAACACCGCAGCUCCAGCAACGGAGAUGAACUGGAAGAUGCGUCUGACAAGGAGAAGGAUGCUGAGGAUGGCACGAAUCUGGAGGAUUACAGGUCUAGUAGACAGCGCAAGGAAGAGCGACGUCGGCAUCGGUACGAGGAAAUUGUGGAUUCAGGACGGAAACGGGAUUCUGAGAAGGACCAUAAUGACGACUACGACAAUCAAUCUUUUUUAAACGAGCGCCCCGAAACGCCAGCCGCGGCUGAGCGCGAUGAUGAUGUACGUGGUGCUUCGGGGCUCCCAGCAUCGGCAGCAGAAACUGCUCUCGGUGCAGCUGCAGGCCUAGGCUUAGGCGAGAUUUUGCAGCAAAGACCCCGGAGCCGCUCGACGUCUCCUCCAAGCGCCGAGAAAGCCCUCGACCUCACGCCCAAGUCUCAGAGCAGACCUGCUUCACCUGAAACAAGCCGAUCCCCCAACGCACGCCGCGGCUCCGUGGCCAAGUCAAUCACCGAGUCUCCAACAGCCGUGCCUCUGCACUUCCGCCGCCCCCCAACAUCACCGGGCCUUCCCCGCGCUGUCCCCGUCGAAGCGCCUAACGUUGAAUCCCCCGGCUCACCAAGCCAACAGCGCCACCGCCGUCCUGGCUCAGUCGAGUUCCGCAAUUCCCGCGAGAUCAGGCCGCUGUGGUUAGUUGAGCGCCAUAGCUCUGUCAAGGGCGAGGCUGAGCCUCAAGAGGGAUUGCCCUCGCUCCCGUCCAGCAAAACCUCUUCCCGUGUCCCAUCCAUUGAAGACCUGAAGGCCCUCAAUGACGAUGAUGCUGUUCGGACCUGGGAGCAGGUGGACCUGAGUCACUCGAUUAUGGAGAACCGUCGACCUACCGGUCUGACAAUCGAAACCGAUCACGCUAACGAGAACCAUCAUCGCGAGAUUGAUCUCCUCGACUCGCAGCAGGCUACUCCUACUGCUGAGCACUUCGAGAGUUCUAGCCACUCCGCUAAGAAGGAGAAGCUCAAAUAUGAGUUCCAUUCUCCUUCUGAGCUUUUACGGAACCCUGACAACUUCGAGCCGUUGCCUGGCUCGCCUACUUUGGAGGCUCUUCCUUCUGCCGAGGGGUCAGUGAUUGGUCCUAAGAACAAGGAGGUUGAGGAGAAACCUGCUGAGCAGGAGGCUUGGCUUGAGUCUGAAAUUCCCACCUGGGAGAAGGAGCCCCUCCCUAGUGGUGGCGAUGUUGCCAAGGCCGCUGGCUUCGCUGGUAUAGUCGAUGCAGCUGCCAUCGCCGCCGUGAAGAAGAAGGAGAACCAACACUCCGCCGAACACGCAGAAGACUCUGAACCUCCCGCGCUGCCAGAAGCUGAAACGGAAGCUGCCGCCGCUGAGCCCAAGGUUCACGGCUUCGGCGAUAUCGUCGACGCAGCUGUUGCAACAGAAGUUGCUUCGCACGACAAGGCACCCGCCGACGAAGAGAUCGGAGAACCGGGCACUGCAAUCGAAGAGAAUGCACCCGUCCAACUCGAGUCUACACAGCCAGUUGAGGCAGCAAAGGAGAUAAUAGAAGGACCCAUCCCUGAACCGAUAGAAGAGUCUGCUGGGCCUGCUGACACUGAGACUGCCGAAGAGACUGCCAUGACUCCGGCUCAGAAGCGCAAGGCCAAGAAGAACAAGAAGAAGAAUAAGAGUCAGGGUCAGAGUGUUGACUUUGUUCCUGAAGAGACUGCUCCUGUUGUUCAAGAGGAUGCUUCUAAGGAGAUUAAGCAAACGCCUGUUGCCGAGACGCCUGCUGUUCAAGAUGCUCCCGUUGAGGUGGACACUACUCCGGUUGAUCCGGAGGCCGUUGCUCCUGCGCAAAAAGAUGUUCCUGAGACUGCUCAACCCGAAGCUGAAGCCGAGCCCGUUGAAGCGCCCCGCGAGAUUGUGGCGGAGCCUGAGAUCUCACCUGAGCCUGAAGUUCCUGCGCCCUCUGCGGAUGAAGAUGCUACCGCUCAGCAGCCCGCCGAAACUGAGCCCGCUGAAGCAUCUCGCGACCUUGGACUUGAUUCUUCUGCAGCUGUUGCUGAGACUUUCGAGCAUGUUACUGCGCCAGAGCCUGAGGCCGAGCCCGAAGUUGCUUUGACGGCUGCCCAGAAGAAGAAGGCUAAGAAGGACAAGAAGAAGAAGAACAAGUCCAAGGACGCUUCUGCUGAAGAGCCUGCUGAUGAUGUGGCUACUUCUCAACCUCAGGAUGAGGUUGUUGCUUCUACCAAGAUACCCAAGCAAGAGGAGACUGUACCCAGCGCCGAAGAGCCUGUCCUACCAGCAGAGGGCUCGGACAAGAACAUCGAGGAGCAGGAAGCCACAGAGCCUGUCUUCACCGAUGCCAAUGAGACUGCGGUCCCUGAGACUACGCAACCGGCAGGCGAGGAAGUAUCUCGAAGCCUGCAAGACAUCGAUAGGCCAGUUGAAGAAGCAACCCUCGUAGCUUCGGAGGAUCUCACCGCCCCUGCAGUCACCGAACCAACCAAAGAAGACUCAGAAGGCGAGGACAACUUUCAGGAAGCCGUUGAAGAGCAAGCCCCUCAGCCCGUCGAAGAGAAGGAGCCCGAGGUUGCACCGGAGCCCACAGCAGAGCUUGUGUCCGAGCCUGCUGCUGAGCCUGCCGCUGAGUCGGCCUCGGAAAUUCCAGCCAACAUGCCCGCAGAAGCCCCCGCAGAGCCCCAGGAGACAAAGGCUCAGAAAAAGAAGAACAAGAAGAAAAACCGCAAAUCUGUCGCUGUCGAAGAGAUCUCAGUUCCCACCGAGGAAGAGCCAACACCUGCCCCUGAGGGCGAAACCGAAGAGUUCAAAUCUGCUUCGACCGAGCCUGCAGAUACCCAGAUUUCUGAAACUAGCGGUGAAGCCUUGCAAACUGAUCCUGAACAACCUGCCAAGGGUCUCGAGCUGCCUUCUGAGACAGCCGCCAAAGAACCUGCUGCUGCACCACAGCAGCAGGAUGUCGCUCCAGCUGAGUCUACCGCCGAUGUUGCCCCUGCUCCAGUUGACAUAGAGGGCCCUACAGGAAAGACUGCUCGUGAAAUCGCCGAGCCAGCUGCCGUUGAGACUCAGCCUGAAGCCCAGCCUGAGACCGCCGCUGAACCUGAACCUGAAUCUCAACCUCAACCCGAAGCUGAGGCAGAGGCCGAGGCCGAGCCCGAGGUUGCCUUGACUGCUGCGCAGAAGAAGAAGGCCAAGAAGGACAAGAAAAAGAAGAACAAGCAGAGCCAAUCUUCUGUUCCUGAUGGGGAACAGCCUGCUGAGUCUGCACCUACUGAGCCUUCUUCGCCGGCACCUGAGGCUGUACCUGCGGCCGAGCCUACUGCUAAGGAGGUCUCUUCGGUGCCAGAAGAGGUGUUGGCUGGUGUGGCGCCUCAAGAUACUGAGAAGGGGGUGCACAUUGAGUCUGAGCAGUCUGUUGAGCAUGAGCAACCCGCCGAGCUCGAAAAGAUUGUUGAGCCAGAGCAGCCUCAAGAAGAAGGAGCUCCCGCCUCCAUCCUGGAGCCCACCGUAGAGGAGACAACCGCAGAGAUUUCGAAGGAAGAGCCCGCAGAACAGGAGGAACAGGUCCAAGCAGAAGAAACCCCUGUCGAACCCGAGGUCCCCAUGACUGCAGCCCAGAGAAAGAAGGCCAAGAAGGCCGCGAAAAAGAAACAGGAGGAAGAAGCGGCCCUCGCUGCUGCUUCUGACAAUGCCAACCCUGCCGAGUCUGAGCCCGUACCCGAGGCUGAAUCUACUGAGACUCCUGCUCCGGUGGAGUACCCCGCAGUGGUGGAAGAUAAGCCUGCUGAGAUUGAACAAGACGCUGCGCCUGCGGCUGAAAUUGAGGCUCCUACCACCGAGGAAACACCCUUGCCAGCGGACGCUGAGGUCGCCGAGUCAAGCCAAGACCUCAAGCCCUCCACCGAGGAUGUGCCCGCGGUAGCCGACGUCGAGCCUGCUGAGGCUAGUGCUGAUGUUGUUCCUGCAUCCGAGGAAGCUCCUGUCCCUGCUGAUGUACCCCAAUCUGAGGAGCCAAAGUCCGAAGAUGCAACCCUAGCACCUGCUGAAGAAGCCACACCCGCAGCUGUUGAGACUGAAACUCCUCAAGAGCCAGAAGCACCAGCAGAGCCCGAGGUGCCAAUGACUGCCGCCGAGAAGAAGAAAGCCAAGAAGAACAAGAAGAAGCAGCAGCAGCAAAAGCAGUCUGAGUCUGCUCCCGCAGAGGAUGCUGCCCCUUUAGUCGAGGAGACAAAGGCCACCGAAGAAGCCACCGUCCCUGUGCCAACUCCGACUGAGGCAGCACCUGAAGUUGAAACCGAGACCACAGCCCAAGAGGAGCAAACCCAGGAUACUCCUGCUCUCGACAAGGAAGCUCCGACAGAGUCGGUCUCCGAUGAGACUGUUGCUGCUCCCGAACCCUCCGAAGAAGCUACCGAUAUUCAGGCUGUAGCUCAAGAGACUGCUCCAGAGGCCGCGGCCGAACCAGCUGCCCCUGUGGAAAAUUUCCAGGAAGAGCAGAAAGCCGAUGCUGCUUUGGAACAGCCUUCGGAGGAGAAGUCCACAGAUGACAAGGAGCCGAUCGCUGAGGAGACUCCAAUCGCAGAAUCUAUCGAGGCUGCAGCACCAGAGGAGGCCGCCCUGACUCCAGCUCAGAAGCGAAAGGCUAAGAAGGACAAGAAAAAGAACAAGGGCCUCUCAGCUACCCCUGAAGAACAGCAGCCUGUACCCGCUGAAGAGGACUCAAAGCCUACGCCUGUGGAGGAAGAACCCACGCCUACUCCUGCCGAGGAGCGCGCGGAGCCUACCAGCGAACCACCCUCCACUGACAAAGAGGUUGAGCCCCCUGCCCCGACAGAGGAAGCGAGCCCCGAGGAGGCAUCCCCAGAGACUUUGCAACAGGAUGCCCCCGCCGAUGCAGCCGCAGCUGAGGCCGCUGAAGACGCCGCGAUGGCUCCAGCUCAAAAGCGCAAGUCCAAGAAAGACAAGAAGAAGCGACAGUCCCUUGCCGCUGAAGAGUUACAAGCUACGCCUAUAGAGGAAGAGCCCAAGUCUGUGCCUGCUGAAAAAAUGGUAGAGCCUACACCUCCGGCAGAGUCUACAGAGCCUGCGCCCCCCCAGGAUGUUGAGCAACCUGCCAAUGACAAGGAGAUCGAAUCUCCUACCGUGGUAGAGGAAGCGAAGCCUGAGGAAUCGUUACCUGAGAACACCCAAAAUGAUGCCCCUCCCGAUGAAGCGGCAAUUGAGGCUGCUGAAGAAGCUGCGAUGACACCCGCCCAAAAGCGGAAGGCCAAGAAAGACAAGAAGAAGCGCCAGUCUCUUGCCGUUGAGGAACAUCAGCCCGUAGCCGCUGAGGAAGAGGUAAAGGACACGCCUGUUGAAGACGGUCUAAAGGGUGUGUCCACUGCAGAAGCCACGGAGGCUAAUCCAGCAGAGACGACAGAGCUUGCGCCAGCUCAGGAGAUUGAGCAGCCUACUCUUGAGAAAGAUGCCGAACCCCCUGUUGUGACCGAAGAACUCCCUAAUGCCGAGGAGCCUUCACCAGAGGAGAGCAUUUCGCAAGAUGCUCCUGCGGAUACAGCAGCCGCCGAGGCUGCCGAAGAAGCUACCAUGACUCCCGCUCAGAAGCGCAAGGCCAAGAAAGACAAGAAGAAGCGCCAGUCACUUGCUGCUGAAGAACAGCAGACUGCGCCGCCUGAGGAGCUACCUGCAGCUAGUGAGGAGGAGACCAAAGCUGCACCCGCCGAAGAUGUGUCCGCCGAGCCUGCACCAAGCCAGGACAAUGAGCAACCUGCUUUGGCUGAGGAUGUUGAGGCUCUUGUGGCCACAGAAGAAGCGACAAAACCAGAGGAGCCCUCGCCAGAAGAAAGUACCCAGCAGGAUUUCCCCGCUGACACCGCCACACCGGACGCUGUGGAGGAGGAAGCAAUGACCCCCGCUCAAAAGCGCAAGGCCAAGAAAGACAAGAAAAAGAAUCGAAAGUCUGUCGCUUGGGGUGAUGAGGAAACUGCUUCGCAGGCCGACGACUCUAAGCGUGAACAGGACUCUCCUGUCCCCGAAGAAAAAACCGAUUCGCAGGAUCCUUCGGCCGAACCUACUGUCACUUCUGAAGAUGCCGCCAAGGAACUUGCCGUUGCCGAAGAAGUGGCCGAAGCUGUCACUGACAAGGAUGUCUCAUUACUCGAGACCCCUGCGUCGGGCGAGCCAGAGAAGACAGAGGUGGUUGCUCCAUCUGAAGAAGCCAAGGAGAUUACUGAGCAGGAACCCUCUACCCCUGGAAAGCCCGAGGAGGAAUCCAAGCCUGCGUCAGAUCCUCAGUCACCCAGUGGACAAGAUGCUGAAGCACAGGCCGAGGCUGGAAUGACAGCAAAGGAGCGUCGCAAGGCAAAGAAGAACAAGAAGAAGGGCAAGUCUGUUGACUUGACCGACGACGCCCCCGUUGAAAAAGAGGCCGCACCCGAGGCUCCUGCUGAGACACCUGCCGAUACGCCAGCAGAGCCAACACCGGGCCCCGAGGAGGAGAAGGGCGUCGAUCCUGAGACCCCCAAGGCAGAGGAACCCGCGACAGUUGAGCCUGCAACCGAAGAUGCUCCAAAGGAGGAGAACGCCGACCAGCAUCCUGCCACCAAGACCACAACCGAGAUCGAGCCAGUCCCAUCACCAGCCGAGCCAGCGGAAGAGGUUGAAAUGUCAGCCAAGGAGCGCCGCAAAGCAAAGAAGGCCAAGAAACGCCAGUCCAAGAAUGUCGACGCCGAUAAUGACGCCUCUUCCGCGCCGCCAACCGAGCCUGGCACGCCCGGUGAACCUGCUGACAGCGUCGAAAAAGUCCUUACCUCCACGGACACCCCGGGACUCUCAGCCGUGACGGCAACCUCGCCUGCGGAACAUGACGGUAAAGAACAUCAGUCCCACGACAUAGAAACUCACGCCGCGGCGAAAGAAAUGGCUUCGACUGAUGAAUUCAUGUCUUCGCAGGUAGAGCAGCCUCAGAUAGAGAGUCCUUUUUUAGAUUAUCCUCCCCAGCCCGUGCUUGAGCGUUCAGUUAAUUCCGGCGAGUUGGAGGAGGUACUUGCUCCGGAGCAGGAUAACGAACCCCCUGCUAUCCAUGAGCCUGAACUAUUGACAAAGGAGGAAGACCUUGAAGGUGAAGGUCAGAAGGAAGAUGGUGAGAAGCCACAGGAGGAGUUGGUUGAACAUGCACCUAGUGCAGGGGAGAUGUCGUCUGUGCCGGAAGCAGACUAUCUCUCUGGAGAGAAGGCUAUUGAAGAGACGCCUGUGGAUGUGCCGGAGGAAGUUGUCCCUGAGGCACAGACGGGGGAAGCUCCCGCGGAAGAGGAGACUUCAGAGACAGCUUUGUCGAAGAAGCAGAAAAAGAAAAACAAGAAAAAAAACAGAAAGCAAGAGGAGGACAUAGUCGAGGAGGAAGCUCCAGCACCCGAGCUUGAAGCCGCUAUCACAGAGGAAAAGGAACAGCCUGAAGCUGUGAAUUUGGCCGAGUCUGGAUCGGUACCGGAGCCAGAGGAGAAGACAGCAACCGAGCCUGAGCCUGUUGCGGAGACCGAAACAGUGUCAGCCUCCGAGGAGCAAUCCACUGACCAGCCGAAGGAUACCGAAGAACCUUCCGCGGUCAAGCCAAUCGAGGCCGUUGAAGCUACCAAUGAGCGCACUGUCCUGGAGGCUGAACCCGUUGCCCCUGGCAGUGAAGAACCUGAAUCAGCACCUAUCACCAAACCGAGCAAGAAAGACAAGAAGAAGCAGCGCCAAUUGCUCCUUGCUCAGGAAGCUGAAGCUAAGCAGCAGCCUGAAGAACAGCCAGCUCCCGAGGCUAGUGAGGCUGCUGCCCCGGAAUCUGAUAUUGCAACGGAUGUUGCGACUGCCGAUGAAAAGACGCAGGAUGAACCUGUUGCUUACGCAGAGGAAAUUACUGUGAAGCCUACUGAUGUCACCGAGGAGACUGCUAAGGAUAUUGAGCCGUCACCCCUGGAGGCUGAAGGGCCAGUUCCAACUCAAGAGCCCGAAAGCGGAGAGCGCUCAAUCGAACUUCCGUCAGACGAUCUGAAGACAGAGGAGAUCGUGCAAGAACCUGCCACCGAGACCGCAGCAGAGAACAUGAGUGCUGAGAAACCCUCCGAACAAGCUUUGGCUGAGGCCGCCAUUGAGCCCGAGCCUGAGGCGCCCACUACCUUCAAGAAAUUGAGCAAGAAGGAGAGGAAGAAGGCCGCAGCCGCCGCCGCAGCCGCCGCCACUCUGCUCGAGGAGGAGAAUAGCGACAAGGGAUUGCCUGCAGCUGAAGAGCCAUUAUCCUCUGUGCCGCAAGCCCCAGAGGAGCCCACCGAACAACCAACUGGUGAUCUGCAAUCCACAGAAGCUCGCGAUAAGCCCCAGCCCGAGCCAGAAAAGGACCUUGACGAGGCACAGGAACUGGCAGCUUUCGAUCCAAAAGAUGACGAACCUGCUGAGCAGCAGGCUGUCGAGGCUCCCGAAAACACGAAGCCUCUCGCGCCAGAGGUGAGCCCCGAGCAGCCCAUAAAAGAGCCCACCGAAGAGCCAAUUGUUGCUGAAACCAUCUCUCGCAAACUGUCAAAGAAAGAGAAGAAAAAGGCCAAGAAGCAAGAACAGCAAGAACUGAUCGAGUCGACUUCUCUUGCCGAGGAAUCUGUUCCCGCUCCCGAGCCUGAAACAACAGAGGCUGUUCACGAAAAAAGCACCAAGGUGCUCUCUGCUCCGGAGCCGGAGUCUCUCGCUCAGGAGACCUCUCAGGAGGCCUCCCAGGAGACUCCUGUUGAGCUCGAGUCCGAGAGUAUUGCAUUGGAAGACAAGCAACCACUGGAGAGCGAGAAAGACCAUGAGUUUGUCUCCCAGGAUCUAUCCAAUGAGCCCGAGCCCGCAGAAGCCGUGGUCCAGGAACAGACAACCUUUGACCAGCCCGCUGCAGCUGAGGAAAAGAAUGUUGAGGAGGACGUUGAAGUCGCUGGGCCUCCCACGCAAGAACUCGAAAAAGCAGCUGAUCCCGAAGAUCAGCCCGUGGGAUCUGAAGUGACACCCGCUUUGUCCAAGAAGAUGUCGAAGAAGGACAAGCGCAAGGCCAAGAAGAAGGGUGUUGCCGACGAGCCCAAAGAGAUAGACAGCCAGCCAGCGGAAGCUGUGUUUGAGCCCGAAGCUCCACGCGAACUUGACUUUGCCGCAAACCCUACACUAGUUGCAGAGCGAGAGCUGCCGAUUGAUGCUCCAUCUGCAACUGAAGAGCAACCCGCACCUGCACCCGAGGCUGAGUCUGAGACUGUACUUGGUCCUACGCAGGCUGAGCCAGAGCAUGUUACCGAGGAAGAAACUUCUCUUUCACGCAAAGCUACCAAGAAGAAGGCGAAGAAGGCUAAAAAGACUAGCCAAGGAUUGGAUUUUGAGCCACAGACUGAGGUCCAGAAUGAGACAGAUCAAGCCGCCAUCGCGCCGUUUGAAGAUGACGCCUUCAAGCCUCGAGACACCGAGCUUGCGGAUGCACCUGUCGAAAAGGCAAACCAGGAAGACGAAAACUGGCCCGCGAUUGACUGGGAACAUGCAAAAGGUGAACAUGCGCAGCAAUUUCGGGACACAAUUCCUGAGCCUGAGUCCGAGCCUGUGAUCCCAUCAAACCCCGAGACUAUUGGGGAAUUUGAGGAUUCUACAACCCCCAAAGAUCUGCAGGGACCUACAGAACCUGCCGAAGAAGACGCUCGGUCUGCGCCGCUGAGCAAGAAAGACAAGAAGAAGGCCAAUAAGAACAAGAAGCAAUCGCAGCAAGCAGAUCUUGAGGAAUCUGAACCCUUGCCUCUGAUCUCCUAUGACAAAGGCGUUCAGGGAACCACCCCCGAAAGUCUACAAGAACCUACAGAGACCAAGGAGAUCGAACCCCCCGUCCGGACAACUACACCUGGGGGUUCUAAGAUUGCCAAUCUGUUCCCCGGAUUGGAGCGCGGUGGAUUCAAGCGGCCAACUCUGGACAAGCAAAUACCGUCGCUAAAAGAUAGUGCUGAGGAAGAGACAACAGCGGGAGCCAGUCGCGGCAUUGCUAUCCCUGUCUUGGAAGCACCCAGACCGACGACUGAAGUCACAGAGGUUGCCAAAAAUACCAGUGGCGAACUACCCAGCAGUCUCCAAAGGCAAAUCGAAUCUUCAAUCUCGCAUGACGAGCCCCUAGCCGAAGUUACUACAGCUACGGAAGGACAAUCAAGGGAGCUAGACUUCUCGGUGCAUGGCGAGAAGUCCUUGGAUGCGCCAUUCUCGCUGCCAGAGCCCUCUAACGAGCCGUCUUCUCCUGCCAAGAACCUCGUAUCUCAGGUGGCAGCCGGUGAAGACCUGUCUGGACUGCGUCGUUCACCAUCAAUCCAUGGACGACACGAAAAGACGCCUCGGACGUGGAGCUUGGAUGAGCCCUCUGUACCAGCUCUCGCUCCAUCCCCACCUCGGUCGCUCUUCGGCCCUGACGAUGUCUACACUCGACCCCGUACACCGCUUGAUACAAUCGCGGAACAAGAACCAAGGGAUGGCCAUGGAGCAACCACGGGUCGCCGCGGGACGCCCCGUCUGGAGAUCAAACCCGAACAUGUUCUUCCACGACCUCAAACUCCUGUUCGCAAGUUCACAGAUACUGCCUUUGACCGGGAGUCGUGGCCUACGCCCGAAAACGAGAGCCGAAAGGGCUCCCGGGAAGAUCUGAAACGCGAAAUUACAAAAACGCCCGAGCAGGUCUUAAAGCCCAGCACCAGCAGCGGUAAGCUGCGUCGGACAAAUCGCAGCACUAGCGGCGAUCUGCGGGCGGCUAGUCUUGCAGGUUCCCAGCCUUCGGACCUUGAUCAGCUUCCCUCUUCUUCCUCUUACGACCCCGUCACUGACAAGGGCAAACGUCCGGUGCGCAAUAUGUCGGAUGUCUAUGAGGGAUGGGGUGAGACUCCCAGCUCCCCACGGUCGCCCAGCCGACCGCCUAGUGUCCGUCGUCGCCGCAGCAUGCAACACUUGCAAGAUAUCGAAACCCGUCUCGACCAACUCAUUUCUGAAAACCGUCUACUCAUCGCUGCCCGCGAUGAAGCCGAAUACAACUUAAAACACUCUAGCGUCGCUCGCCGAAAGAGCGACCGGGCACUCAACACCCGCGAUAGCGACCUGCGCGACAAGGAAGCCGAAGUGGAACAAUUGAAGAGCUCGGUGGAGUGGCUGCAGAAGGAGACAACCCGUCUGUCCCAGGAGAAUGAAGGGUUAGCAGCGUCCAAUGCUGCCCUCGCCGCCGCCCACGCUGCCGAAGUGAACAAUGUCCGCGAAUCCUCCACGCGCGAACUCGAGGACCUACGGUCGCAACACACUCAGCUUUCGUCCCAGGUGGAUGAUCGAGUCCGACAAGAGAUUGAAACAGCUCUUGCACAAAAAGACAUUGAGUUGCGUCGUCUUCGCACCGAACUUGAGGAGACUCGCGACAAGGUCAAGGAGCUACAACAACAAAUCUCAGCGUCAGUUCAUGACAAUGCUCUCGUCUUCCGAGACGAAGAAUACUUCGACGCUGCCUGCCAGAAGCUCUGCGGCCACGUCCAAUCUUGGGUGCUGCGCUUCUCCAAGCACAACGACAAACGUCGAUGCCGCUCGCUCAGUGAGUUGCACGACGAGAAGAUCGCAGACCGGUUCGACAACGCCCUUCUGGACGGUUCCGAUCCGGAUGCAUACCUUUCCGACCGUGUUCGUCGCCGCGAUGUCUUCAUGUCGGUGAUAAUGACCAUGGUCUGGGAAUACGUUUUCACUCGCUACCUGUUUGGUAUGGAUCGCGAGCAACGUCAAAAGCUCAAGUCUCUUGAGAAACAACUGGGUGAAGUUGGCCCAAGCCGCGCUGUCCACCGCUGGCGAGCCACCACCCUUACCCUUCUUUCCCGGAGACCAGCCUUUGCCGCUCAGCGCGAGAGCGACACAGAGGCUGUCACCUUGGAGAUCUUCAAGACCCUGUCCAAGGUCCUCCCUCCCCCCUCCCACGUUGAGUCGCAGCUCUUGGACAGCCUUCGCAAGAUUAUGCGAGUAGCAGUUAACCUGUCCCUGGAGAUGCGCACUCAGCUGGCUGAGUUCAUUAUGCUCCCGCCCUUGCAGCCUGAGUACGAUACCAAUGGCGACCUUGCACGGCAGGUGUAUUUCAAUGCUGCAUUGAUGAAUGAGCGGAGUGGUCUCACCAACGACAAUGGCGAGCUGGAAGCCCAGCAGUCUGUUGUUCGCAUCGUGCUCUUCCCUCUCGUCGUCAAAAAGGGCAAUGAUGUGGGGGAGGGCGAUGACGAAGUUGUCGUCUGUCCCGCUCAGGUCCUCAUUGCCCGUCCUGGCAAAGACAAGAGAGUAUCAAGGAUGACCAGUGGGGAUCGUAUGUCGAUAGAUGCCACCAAGUCGGUCCACAGCAUGGCACCAUCGUCUAUGAUGGACGUGAGUAAUAUGAUCUGA
Molecule: messenger RNA, 18501 nt
Organism: Penicillium canescens
Lineage: Eukaryota; Fungi; Ascomycota; Eurotiomycetes; Eurotiales; Aspergillaceae
Gene: lah
Product: involucrin repeat protein
Exons: 4
Coding region: 1-18501 (6166 amino acids)
Source: RefSeq, a predicted model, not a curated record